Anneissia japonica is the source of this 6102-nucleotide messenger RNA. RefSeq lists its product as uncharacterized. Lineage: Eukaryota; Metazoa; Echinodermata; Crinoidea; Comatulida; Comatulidae. The record is from RefSeq and is a predicted model, not a curated record. The transcript has 18 exons. The coding region runs from base 4 to 2730 and encodes 908 amino acids.
AGGAUGUCUCAAUCUACUCUGCUACAAGAAGUUCAAACUUGGGAUGAGAAGAGGUGCAAAGAAGGGGUUGAUGAUGCAUUACCACAUCUCAUAUGCGACUUUACUAAUGGUACAAUGUCUGAUCAACGACUUACAAUACUAAGGGCACUGGCCUCUUCAUUUCUGCCUGUCAUCAACAUAUCGGAAUUUCAAGAUAAAGUAUUUGCAAAGGUUUUACCAACAGUAACCAAGUUAUUUGAUGACUGUGUUGACAAUAUACAGUGCUCCUUGAAAGGUUCACCCAAUGACUGCCAAGAAGCAAGUGUGGUUCCACAACUCAAAGUAUUGAUGGACAUUGUUGACAACAUGGUGUUAUUCGUUAGUUGUGCUUCUAAGUCAUCUGAAGUCAGGUUUGGCUACAUCGCAUCGCUUCCCCCAUCUGCUGUUCAUGUGGUGAAGGGAUCUUUUGAACACUGUAAGGAGAGUAACACUUUGUAUGGGGAUCUUUUUCAAGAUGUUUCCGAGCACCUGAUGCACUUGUUCAAGAAGGCACACCAACUGCAGAAGGCACUGAUGUCCUUAAUGGACCUCCUGCCACUCACCUCUGACACACCUGAUGAAUGCAUUGAGGGCUUUGUACAAGUGUGUUGUGCCUUCCAUGAUGUCUGUUGCAUUAUUGGUAAGAUGGACUCAGCACUGAUGGUGGCGACAUGGAAGUUCCUAGUAAAGUUGAUCACAAAACGCAAAGAAUAUAUGCAAUAUAAACUUGAUGUUUCAGCAAUGGUGAGCUCUCUGUGCUCUGACAUACAGAAUCACUUUGAAUCCUGCUUGGAUCAAGCCCCAAGCUCUAACCCCUCCCAUCCAUCUGGUGAUGAGAAGGCCUUUCAACGAACCCUCAAGAUCUGCCACUUGUCAGCGAAAAUGCUGGUGCAUCUUCUGAAGGAGUACCGGCAGCUUGCUAUGCUUAAACCUAUGACUCUCUACGAGAUGAUAUUGACAUUCUACAGUAAAAGUUCGCCCAGCCUUGAUGCACCAGACCUAGCCAAACAGUCACAUGAAGGUCUCAAGAACUCGCUACUAGUCUGCAUAGAGCCUAUCUUACAGUUAAUAUGCAAUGAGGCACGAUUCUGUGAAGUAGUUACAAAAUGUGAUAAUAAAGUCAGUGAUAACCAUGACUUUGCCCAGUGCAUGUUGCUGUCUGCAGUCAUGAAGCAACUCCCAUCCUGUGAUGAUGAGGCCCAGGCCAUGUGGCUGGCACCUCAACACCUACCUCAUGAUGAGCCUAGGGUUAACAUCCUAGAGGCUAUGUUCUCAUCAAUCUCUGAAUGCUACCCGGAGCUGACCCUACCUGUAGAAUUACCAGGUGAGAAAUGUGAUGGUAAGCCUCCAGAGAAUGUGAGCUUCCAUCAGUACCUGGUCACCCACAUCAGUGCUUACAUUGCCUCGGUCCAAGCCAAGCAUUUCUACCUGGUAGAGAGCGCUCUGUUAAAAUGGUGUCUCAGCCCGCACACUCAUGUGGCGUUGGUAGCUAUGGAUGUCUGGUGUUUUCUUGCAAGAUACAGCAGUGCAGAGGUCUGUAACAACCAUGUGAGGAGGUUGCUGGAAGUACUGAAUCAGGUCCCCGCAGGACACCACAGCACACAGCAUACACAUCUAUCCCUGCUAGUUGGCAGGCUUAUUGGAUUCAUGACUGCAGGACACCAGUUUCAGUUAGUUUCAGAAUUUCCACCUUCAGAAUAUCCAAAUAUAUGGAGCUGCCUCCCUCUAUUGGCAUUUGAUGAGAACACUCAAAAAACAAUUUGCGAUGACAUCAUCUCGAAAGCCAACCAGGGUAUUAGCCACUGGCUUAGUACAGAACCAAAAACACUUACAAAUGUUUAUAACCUUUGUUGCCAUGUGGCUGUGCUUAGCAAUGUCUACCAGAAUUAUGAGCAAAGUCAACCACCAAUAUCCAAGCAACAACAUUCAAGUGUUAUACAAACUGUGGAACAGUUGUGGUCCAGCCUGAACAUUGAAUGUAUAAAGGAUCAUGUUAUCCUGAUAUUGCUCCUUCAUAUAUCCUCGUGUCUCCUAAACAAUUUAAAGAACCAAACACUGAUAAAGGUUAUGGAACAGCUGAGUAGUGCUGUAUGUGCAGGGGCUGGCGCUGAUACAAGGCUGGCGAUCUCCGCAUUCCUUGGCAGCAUGGGCAAGCUGACACUCACCAACGAUGAACAGGUUGAUCAUGUCUUAUCUAGGAUAGCCAACAUGUUUUCCCUUUUUCUUAGUGAUCAAUGCUAUGUUGUGCAUCAACACGCAGUUGUCGUAUUCAGUGAAUUUGCCGAGGAAACUGCAUAUGAAUCAAUAGUGACAGACAGUUUAGCAGAUGAAAGUAUUCAAGCAAAUGUUGUGCAAUUUCUCCAUCAGAUUCCUUAUGCUGUUACUGAUAAUCAGCAAACUGAAAUAGCAAAUUUGAAACUUCAGAAAGACAUCAUUAAAGAGAAACAACUCAACAGCCAUUUGCAUAAUGUUGCUAAGAGAAAAGACAUUGGCGACACAAUAAAAACAACAGAGAAUGACGAAAUCAUUGAACCAGCCCCAAAAAGAUGCAAAGGAGAGCAAGAUGUGGAUUCUUUAAGGAGCGUCGUGACUCAACUGGAAGCAUUUGUCGCUAAAGUACAAGUCCUUAAGCAAGAUAUUGGAUCCCUUCCCAAUUGGUUUAAACAGGAUGUCAUGGACAUUGGUAAACAAUUAAUGGACAUCUGUGGCUGACAUGCCUACAUUAUAGACUUGGAAGUAAGCAUGUCUUGAUGAAGUUUGAGGCAUGAGUCUCUGUGACUUGUUAGGAUGUGGAUGCUUGAGCCUUUUGAUCAUAUUGCAGAAAUGGGCCAUGGUGAAGUUACAGGCAUGGCCUUUGGUGAACUUGGAACCAAGAGAUUUGGUGACAUUGCAAGAACUGCCUCCUUGGAUGCAUUUAGUAUUCAUUUCACUUAUAAACGUACAUAAAUACAUAGGUAAAUAAAUACAUAAGUAAUCUUUACUACUUCUUAUAAAAAGAAAAUGUAAGUGCCAAAAAAACCAAGGAGGCAGAGCCAGUGUUAGCUCGUUGAUUAUAUAAUUGAUUGAUGCAUGAUUGGUGAAUAAUCCUCGGAGUAUUUUCCUACCAUGGACCUUGAUAACUUUCAUUCAUUUUAUUUUUUCAUUCAUUCAUCAUUCGUACAUUCAUUCAUCAUUAAUUAAUUUUAAUCAUUCAUUCAUUCAUCCAUUUAUCCAUGAACUUGAAAUCAUACUAAAGCAAACUGAAAUUCAGUAAUUUUAUGUUUUUUGGGGGCAUUUUGUAGAACAUCUCGAAACACUUGAAAUCAUUACCCUGGUUUUUUGAAAUACUAUUGCACAAUGUUCAACUCUCCUCUGGGGAUUAUUCAUCAAUCAUGUAUCAAUUAAUCAAUCAUUCAAUCUGCAUUUAAUGUGGCACACAUAUCUACCCAUGAGAAAGUAUUAUGAACAUCAGAACAUUCAACAUACUAAGAACAUUCAUUUCCUACCAAGUAACUUUAUAUUCCUGACUGGAGAUUCCCAAAGGAUAUCUGUUUUUUUUUGUUUUUUUUUAGAAUCUAUUUAUAUAGCGCCUUUCUCAAUCUGAAGAAUAUGCAAGGCGCUAUUAUUUCCCUGGUCACUGGAUACAGAGUUGGCAAACCAGUACAUUUUGUGCAACUAUCUCUGCUCCCUGGGGACUAUCCCUAGCCAUGCUGCUGUGCACGCACAACCAGAGAGAGAGAAACGUAAAGUAAAGUGCUUAGCCCAAGAACACCAGCAAUACGACAAACAUCGGUCUCUGAACCCCUGACCUCACGAUCACGGAGUCUAACACUUUACACAGUGUGCCACACACUCCUAUAUUCAGUAUAAUGAUGAGUUUGGGAUUUGAACCAUAACCUUUCUGUUGAAUUCUGGAAUUGGAACUACUGUGUCACUAGUUUCUACAAAAGAAAAUAAUUAAUUAAAAUCAUAAAUAAUUAAAUAAAUUAUAUAUGCACAUAAAAAAUAGUUUGCCAGUUUUAAAUGGCACUUGAUAAUAGUGAGGCCUCUAUGUGUUUCACAUUAUUAUCACCCCGGAAAUUCAAUUAAUCGCCUAUGAAACAAAAAAUUGGCUCCCUGGUUGAGUAAUAAUAAUAAUAAUAUUAAUAACAUAACAACAAAAUAACAUAACAACGUAACAUAACGCAAUACGUAGCAUAUAUAACAUAAUAACAUAACGUUGCAGCAGCUAAUCAGUGCAUUUAGCAUUCUGUGGGUACCUGGUAGGGUUGAAACCUAAUCAGGUGUGGCGCCAGGAUUUUCCCGACGGGGGCCGACAUCCCUGACUGGCGGGCUGAUUACCCCGACGAGGAGUCAGAUUUCCCAGACGAAAGCUUCGGUUAAAAAGUUUCGAAAGUGGUCCAGGGGUGAAGCCCCCGAAAAUGUUGACAAUUUAAGUGUUUCAACGGCUUAUUUAAUAGAUUUUAGAGUUUACCAAUAUGUAGAAAAUACAUAUAAUUUUUUUUUUCUCUCUCCAACGAAUUGUGCUUUUUCUCCCUGACGUUGGGGGGGGGGGAGCUCUCCCUGAUGGGAUCCCUGGCCCCCCGCUGUUGUCACCUCUGACCCUGCCAGGUACCCACUUUCACUCCUGGGUGAAGAUACACAACUGGGUGUAAAUGAAUACAGUAUCUAAAUAAAAUUUAUAACCCAUUGAAUAGAUAAUUUUUAUUUGUCUGUUGUCCUUUGACAUUUAAGACUCCAAGCAUGAAGCUGUUGUAGCCAGACAGUUUGAGGGGAUCUCAAGAACCAUGCCCUUCACCAUAGCUUAAUCAUAAUAAUGAUGAAUAGCAUUUACAUGGAAGUUGUUGAAAUUAACCCAAACAUUUGACAUUUAGCAUGUGUUUUUAAUGUAUUGGAUUCCAGACAUCUGAUAUGCUAUAUCAUUAAAGUCUUCUCCAACCAUGGUGGGUCUGGUAAAUGACUCUUUUAGUACAUAUUAGUACUCUUUUUACAUACUUGUAAAAAGAGUACUAAUAUGUUUGAUAUUCAGAUUGACAGAUACUGUAAUGUUCAAAGAGGGUUUUUUUCACAUGAAGUGCGAUAUAAUGACCUGUCAAGUCUUCAAUUCCAAUUGUUAAAAAUAGAUUUGCAUUGAAAAUUCAUAGUGACACAUCUGAUGCCAUGAUCUCUGAAAAAAACAAUUUUCUCAUUAAAAAAUAAUUGAUAGGUAGUUAUACUGAGGAAGUCCAAAAAAUCCACAGCAGUUAACCUUGCGAUUCAUAAUUAAACUGUCUGCAAUGAACUAAUAAACAAUACACAAUAAAAUUGAUAUUUAAAUUAUUUUAUGUAAUUUAAGUAACUAAUUAGCUUACAAUAGAAAAUUAGAAUGAAAAAAUGCUUUCCUCAUUAAUGAACAGGUGUACAAAUAAUACCAUUGUUAUAUUGUUCAUAUCGAGUCAUAAAUUUGAUUAUCAUUGUAAAAAAAUCAGUAAAUUAGUCAAUAAUUAGGGGCAGAUCCAUGAAUCCGAAAUAGAAGGGGCCCAGGGAGGGAGUUCCACAGAUGGGGGGGGGGUCUAGUCUACCUCAGCCCCAACCGGAAAUAGCACUUAAAUUUUAGUAUAAUUUUUGUCUCCAUUUUUUUUAAAAUACAUUUUUGAAAAAAAUGUAGGGGGCCUCGAUCUGGCUGGAGUCCCCUCUUGAAUCUGCCACUGAUAAUAUUUGAUUCUUUUUAAUGACAAAUUCGAUUAUUUAUAAUUGAAUCUUUGAUGUAUUAGAUGAAUGAAUGAAGAAUACUGAAAAAUGAUUUGAACACAUACUUUGAAAGCCCUUUACAAUAUGUAAAGGGCUAUCAAAGUAUGGUGUUCAAAUCAUUUUUGUAGGCCUAACAAUAACAUGAAACCUUAAUACAUUAUUUAUCUCUGUACAAACUCCAUGGGAAUGAUAUAUUUCAAUAUAGAAAUAUUAGGAUGUGUAUUUUCUAGUUAAAAGUGUGAUACUAUCAUUGGUAUCAAAGAUAAUGCGCACACACCAAUUGAAUACAUUAUGACAAUUGUAAGCAAUGAGCAACUAUUUAUAGUGUAAUGUUUAUAGUUGUAGACCUUGAAAUAAAAUUCACAUUGUCGAUGC